CACCCAUGGGAGCACAGGGAAACAAAAACAUGAAGUUCUUUUCACAUAAUAACGCUCAAACCCCCCUCAGGGUCAUGGCCACUGCGUGUCUACUACAACUUGGAGGAGCCUUGAGACUGACCACACCCCAUUUGCACCUGCCAAACACUAGCUUGCAUGCCGCUUCAGUCCCCUCGUUCGACUGGUCUCGCGUAAACCCUUCACAAGACCUCGAGUACCACGACUGCUAUGAAGGUUUCCAGUGCACUCGGCUUCUCGUUCCCCUAGACUGGCAAAACGCCUCCUCCGCACGGAUCGCCAUCGCCGUCAUCCGGCUGCCUGCAACCGUGGCGGCAGACGACCCGUCCCAUGGCGGGAGCCUCAUGCUGAACCCUGGCGGACCGGGAGGUUCCGGGGUUGAUUUUGCUCUUCGCGUGGGUCGCACCGUGCAGCGAAACCUGGAAGGCGAGCGGCACUAUGAGAUUCUGAGUUUCGAUCCGCGCGGCGUUCGGCUUAGUGAGCCGCAUCUAGACUGCUUCGCUUCUUCCGCGGAGCAGAGUAUCUGGGGUCUCGGGCAGCGGAUAGCGGGGGGGAUUGGUGUUGAUGGUGGAAGUGCCAGGUUUCUCUCCUAUCACUGGGCGGGAGCGGAGGCUCUGGUAAAGCUGUGCGAGGGAAAAGGGUCGAGUGCGAAGGCGCGGCAGUAUGUAUCAACGACAUACGCUGCGAGAGACAUGCUCCACCUGGUUGACAAGAUCGAUGAGGAGAAGGAGAAGGAGAAGGAGAAGAAGAAGAAGAAAGUCGGGCAGGGGUUCGAUGGUGCGGACGUGAACGCUCAAGCGCCACUUCGCGAAACCCGUGCUCCGGAUGAAAGUAAGCUUCAGUAUCUGGGCGCUUCCUAUGGGACUUACCUAGGGCAAGUUUUCGCCAGUAUGUAUCCGCACCGAGUGGGCCGUAUGAUGCUCGACUCGGUUGUGGAUGGCAACGACUGGAGAGACAGCCUUUUCUACUCGUCUCUGAACGACACCGACAACGCACUGCAAUCUUUCUACCGCAAUUGUUAUACCAAGCAAUCCGCGUGUUCGUUAUGGCAGCCCGAAGACACCUCUCCCCUGAACAUCACCGCGCGGGUCAACUCUCUCCUCGAAGAACUCGACAUUCGACCCGCCAGGAGCAUUGGAGCGGGCACCGCCAGUUUAAUCACCGGCGACGACAUCCGCGCACAGAUCUUCAACUCGCUAUACAGCCCUCUGGUGCAUUUCCCUGAACUCGCCAACCUCCUCCAAGACCUCCUCGACAAAAAGCCCAUCUCCUUACCAUCUACCACCACAUGCCCAUCCUCCCCGGGACUCCCCGACGACGACUCCCGCGGCCUCAGACUCGAGGCGCUAGCCUCCAUCUCCUGCCCCGACGGCCCAGCCCUCCUAGGCAAGCCGCUCUCCGAAUUCGAAGACUACUUCACGUCCCUGAACGCCCAGUCCGUAUUCGGCGCCCCGUGGAGCCUAUUCAAACUCACUUGCUGGCAGUGGCCGUGGCGAUCGCCCUGGCGCUUCGAGGGCGCCUGGAACGCCUCGCUCCCGAUCCUGUUUGUCGGGAACCGGUUCGACCCCGUCACUCCGUUUGGAAACGCCAGAACCGUGGCGGAGCGGUACGAGGGGUCUGCGGUGCUGAUGCACGAGAGCGUUGGGCAUGGCGGGUUGUUCCCGGGGUCGCGGUGUAUGUGGGAGUAUGCGAGAGCUUACUUGGGGCACGGUGCGCUGCCUAUCGCGGGGACGAUCUGUCCGGCGGAUUGUGAGCCUUUCGACGGUGGGUGUUCUAGUGAUAGCCGUGCUUUGUAUCUUUAGUACUCUACCGAACGUAGGGAUCUAAUGAUACGUUAACUUAUUAUGUAGAGAGAGCAUAUUGAAUAAAAUACUAAAGUAGCAACGGUACACUUCCCAAAUCAACGCAGCGAUAAGGUAGAAUAAUCAAUAUACGAUGUAUCUGUUGCUACACAGCUGCUACUUGCUUGCUAGCUCGAGAGUGAAAACAGUUCUACCCUCAAAGAAGAGAAGAGAAGACAAGCGG
Aspergillus ochraceoroseus IBT 24754 is the source of this 2043-nucleotide messenger RNA. Its product is annotated as alpha/beta hydrolase. The transcript has a single exon. NCBI's taxonomy places the organism in Eukaryota, Fungi, Ascomycota, Eurotiomycetes, Eurotiales, Aspergillaceae. The record is from RefSeq and is a predicted model, not a curated record. The coding region runs from base 75 to 1820 and encodes 581 amino acids.